Messenger RNA from Triticum aestivum (bread wheat), 2962 nucleotides. RefSeq names its product transcription factor TFIIIB component B'' homolog. Lineage: Eukaryota; Viridiplantae; Streptophyta; Magnoliopsida; Poales; Poaceae. Bases 946 to 2511 code for a protein of 521 amino acids. The transcript has 11 exons. The record is from RefSeq and is a predicted model, not a curated record. Gene Ontology annotation, molecular function: TFIIIC-class transcription factor complex binding. Gene Ontology annotation, cellular component: transcription factor TFIIIB complex. Gene Ontology annotation, biological process: RNA polymerase III preinitiation complex assembly.
UUUUCCUGACUCGUAUACACAUGGAUGAAAUGGAACUAGGAAUAGUGUGGAAGUGGCUCCGAUGCUGGGCUUCGGCAGCAUGCUAAUUUAGUCGAUGUGGUGGAUGGAUUAUGUUCCCUGGUUAGAUUUACUUUCUCUCUGUAUGCACGCAAAUUUAGGUUCAUAAUAGGAUGGCGUGAAGAUAGGUGCAGUGAAGAGCACGCUGUCUGCAUUUCUAAUUUUGGGUGCCACAUGUUCUUCUUUUGGAUGGGUUAAUAAUCAGAAUUUCCAUCCUUUUCUUUUAUAGUAGAACCCGAGAACUAUCGAAUGAUUUGGUUGUUCUAUACUAGAUUUCAAAUAGUAUCUGAGGACUUGGAAGGAUGGAUCACUUGGUUUGUUUUUCUUUGAGGGGGCAGGCAGUUGUACUGCCAAUGCAUUUCAGAGGAGAAGUAAAUAAUGUUUAGUUACAUAGAAAGGGAUUAGAGCACCCAUGAGCCACAAAUAAAUGGAAAAGAAAGCGGCUAGUCGGAACCGGCUGGUGGUGCUAUUGAUGCAAGGAUAGUACUUUGAUGUUAUUUCCACACGGUAGCUGGAGUAGCAGUGAGGAGGAGCAUGGGCUGCUCUCUCAUGGAGGCUCUCAUAGAAGAUAGUAUUGACCUUUUGUGUUAGUAAGUAGUUUGUGACAAAUAUAUAUCUGGAAUUUGACCUCAAUAUAACUAGAAUUGGCCCCACACAUUGUUGUGCUAAAUCUAUGGUUGGUUUUUAAUUUACGAAGGCCAAAUAUUGAAGGGAAAAUAUUGUUUCUGAAGAUACUUUUCUUAAUAUUGAAGGGCAUAGUGGUGUAUUGUUCAGCUCAAAUAUUAAGUAGGGCACUGUCCUCAAUUGCCAGAUACGAAUAGUUAGAAAACUAAUUGUGUCUAAAGUAGAUAGCUCAAUAUUUGCCCCAGUGAAAAACCAGGAGCUUGCAUGUGGUGCCCCACGAGCAGCCACCACUACAUUAUUGCUUGCUUCUCCUCCAGCAUGGCCUUUUUGGUAUGGGUUAGUUUGGCAAAUUUCUCUAAUCACUCUCGCAUGUUUCGAAGGAUUUCCAACAGAUCAGAACUGCCUGAGAAGAAGCAGCAGAAAAAUAAAAGUGAAGUAUCAUCACCUGGUCGUAAGAGAGCCAUGAAAGAUAAAUUGACAGAACGGACUGACAAGAAGCUUACUCACAGAAUUCGUCAAAAAAGAACAAAAGUUUCAGAAGUCAAAACUUUACUGGAAAAACCUGAUCAUGAGAUAGCACACAUGAAGCUAAGUGUGAUGCAUCUCAGAUUGUUACAAGAGGCCAGAGAGCGUAUUAAGAGUAAAACAAUUCUGUCAGGACCAUCAUCCUCUAAUCAAAGCAACUCCCAGUUUGGAGAUACCAACAGUUUUGAUCCUUUUGAAGAGAACUAUGAAGAGAACUAUGACAAUGACAGAAGAGAGAACCACGUGCUAGAAAAUGCAACCAAACUGAAUUACCAUUCCUACAUGAACAAACAAACACGGGCCAAAUGGUCGAAAUCUGACACUGACUUAUUUUACCAGGGUCUUCAACAAUUUGGUAGUGAUUUUGCAAUGAUACAGCAACUAUUCCCAGAUAAGUCCCGUGAUCAGGUGCGGCAGAAGUUUAAAACUGAGGAGAAAAAACAUCCAAUGCAAGUCCACGAUGCUAUACUUCAUCGCUCAAGAGAUACUUUGUAUUUAAAACAAGUAAUCAAACAGCUCAACAUCGAAGAUCUGCAGAGGGGCAUGAGCAGUACACAUAAACAAGAGGUUGCAUCAAUUGAAGGAGACACUGGAAAUGAGGAUUUCAUCGAGGAGGUAGAGAAUGGUUCAAAUUGGUCAGAUAAAGAGCUGGGCACGCGCCAAUCUGAGGUCAGAGAGGGGGAGCAUGUUUCUGGGAAUGCUGAUGAUGACCUGGAUCUGGAUGUUUUUGAUUGCUCCCAAUUUGGAGGUACCGACACUUUUGAUCCUUUUGGAGAGAACUAUGACAAUGACAGAAUAGAGAACCACGUGCUAGAAAACGCAACCAAACUGAAUUACUAUUCCUACAUGAACAAACAAACACGGGCCAAAUGGUCGAAAUCUGACACUGACUUGUUUUACCAGGGUCUUCAACAAUUUGGUAGCAAUUUUGCAAUGAUACAGCAACUAUUCCCUGAUAAGUCCCGUGAUCAGGUGCGGCAAAAGUUUAAAACUGAGGAGAAAAAACAUCCAAUGCAAGUCCACGAUGCUAUACUUCAUCGCUCAAGAGAUACUUUGUAUUUGAAACAAGUAAUCAAACAGCUCAACAUCGAAGAUCUGCAGAGGGGCAUGAACAGUGCACAGAAACAAGAGGUUGGAUCAAUUGAAGGAGACACUGGAAAUGAGGAUUUCAUCGAGGAGGAAGAGAAUGGUUCAAAUUGGUCAGAUAAAGAGCUGGGCACACGCCAAUCUGAGGCUAGAGAAGGGGAGCAUGUUUCUGGGAAUGCUGAUGAUGACCUGGAUCUGGAUGUUUUUGACUGGUACUAGGAUGAUAAUCAUGAUGAAAAUCAGGCAAAAACGAUACGGGUCUCGUUAUUCUGCCAAUGUGCUAAGGACAUGUCCUGUCUCAGAUAUGUUUGCUCACGGGAUCACCGAGUUAUGGAUGCAAAUAAAAUAGUACAGUUGUUAGGCCGAAUACAAUCUUAUUUUGCCUUUGCCUUUACAAUGUACUCCCUUUGUAAAGAAAUAUAAGAGCAUUUAAAUCACUAAGGUAGUGAUCAAAAUGUUCUUAUAUUUCUUUACAAAGGUAGAACUGAACAGAGCGUCAGCGUCAGCGUAGCGUAGCAACACCAUAUUCGCUCUGUAGUAGUCACAGGAACAGGCUGCCAGCCAUAUUUUGCAGUCUGGAGGUACUAAAUUUGGAAUCUGUUGGUAGCAUAUCAGCCAUCACAUAUGCAAGGUUUUGCCGAACACAUAUGUAUGUGAGGAUAUGUAGAUA